AUGGAGCUCGCCCUGGUGCUCUUUUCGGGCUUAUUGCUGGCGGAGGCAGCGUGCAAUGGCCCUCGUGCCCUGCAGCUGAACCAGGUGGAAAAUAGCAACCUGGGUGGCGCAGGCCCGGAUCAGGGCUCAGCUCAGAGCCUGGUCUUCGACCAGGUUGGAACAUACAACGGCCGACACCUUCAGCUGGAGAUAGUUGCAGAAGAUGAUCCGCAAUACGAGCCGCGAAAUCCCAGCCAAAAUGGUGCAGCCACUGAUGAGCGCCUCGGGCGCAUCAACAUGAUGUCUGGAACCUCGGGGUCCUUCAAGUUCAGGCUGAUAGAUAGCGAGACCAAAACCCAGGUGCAGGUCCCGAAGUUCAAUCUCACCUUCUAUGCGCUCAACGUCCCCAACCAGCAGAUCAUCACCGUCUCAGGCUCUCAGGCCACUUUCCAGUCGUCCAAGGGCCUUUUUCUGAAGGCGAACAGCGGGGACGGCACAACUUUCCACUCUGCUUUGCCCUGCCAGACACCCAGAUCUGUCUUUCACGCCGAGCAGAGCCGCUCCCUUAGUCACCGGACACAUCGCCUGGCCAUGCCGAGAGUGGAGGUCUUUGUGGAUUUCGUGGAGAGCUGGUUCGACCAACGGAAGGCUCGGCAGAGCAAGAAGCCGACCGUGGAGCGGUCCUCCAAGAAGGGCAGCGACGGCAAGGGCCCCAGCGAGCCGAAGGCAGAGGCUUCCGAAGCCGCGGAAGAGCCGGCCGAGGCCAAAGUCUCAGAUGCAGGUAUCUUCGACGUCGACGGGGAUGGAGAUGUGGACCUCGAGGACGCCUUUGCGGCAGUGGAGGCAGAAGUGGACGGUGAGGCCGUAGAUGACUUUGAGCACAUGAAGACCCAUCGCCCCAUUUUCAUCACCUUGCAGAUCUUUGUUUGUGUCAUCUUCUGGUUGGUGGGCGCAGCCUUCACUGCAGUGGAUCAGUCGCAGGACUUCUUCGUGUCGGAGGGUGGCUUGGAGACCUUUGCCGUGGGUUGGACCACGGUGCGACUUCACAGGGACCGGGAUUUCUUGGGAGACUGCGAGGCGCGGCGGCUGGCGCGGCGGGGCAUGUUGUGCCGAGGACUUGCGCUGGCAGGUUUGGAGGCUGCCGCUCGGAUGUGCGUGCCCUUUACGCGGGAUGUGCCUGCGCUCACUUAUCAGUUCACGCACGGACACUUCACGCACAUCGCAAUGAACACGCUGGUGACGAUCUUCACAGGGAUCCCACUGGAAGGAUUUCACGGACCCUGGCGCACGUUGCUGAUCUUCGAGACGAGUAUCAUGUGCGGAGCCGUGUGGCACAUGACCUGGAGGCCGCACGAUCCCGGGCUGGUGGGCAUGUCUGCUGGCUGCUAUGCGCUGAUGGCGAUGCACAUGGCUGACGUCAUCAUGAACUGGAGGCAGCACCGCUGGCGAUUGCCCAGGGUUUUCCUGCUGCUCCUGCUGUGCCCCGACGCGAAUUUUUGCAUUUUCCACGAGUUGGGCCUAGACGUGGGCGCGGGCCUGCUCUCGAAGCCCGACGACGUCACAGGCCACGCCGCGCACUUCGGGGGCUACGUGGCAGGUCUGAUCUUCGGCGUGCACUUUGUGCGGAACGUGAAGGUCACAAAGGCCGAGAAAGUGCUCAAGGCCGUGGCUCUGGCGGUGGGCGCGGGCGCAUUGGGCUGCUGCAUCUUCUGGACCCUUCGAACCGCCCCGUUUCCGCAGGAUCAGCAGAUGGGCUCCCCGGUCGCUGUGGGAUGGCAUGGUGCCAUGGUGCUGGGCCCGCCAGGUUGUGAUGAAAUAUCGCUGGGCUAUCGCUCCCAAGUGGCCUGGGGGUGCAAAGACGAGGCCUGGAACUUCCCGUACUUCCGGGACCGGGAGUGGCACUGCCUGCGCUGCGCGGACGAGGCGUGCAUCGCGGGCUUCGAGGCGAAGCUGUCCUCCAGCCUCAGCCCCGUGAGCUACAUCGCAUGCAGCUUGGACGGCGACAGCUCGCUGACCAGCGGGGACUGUGAGCUCACCUUCUUCUUUACGGAGGUCUCAGAGAUCAAUGUGAAGCUGUCGGCCCCCGGGGUCCGCGGUUAUAGCCACAUCUUCUACUUCUCGGCGUCGUUCUGCAACACCAUGGGCAUCCCAUCAGCAGUUUGCGGUGCCGACGUGUGCGGAGAAGGCUUCGACUUGAGAGCCGGCGCCGAGGGCAUGAAGUGCGUGGCCGAGGUGUGCGACGUCAGUGAGUGCUGCGAUGUGACGCCCGGAUCAGUCCACUACCCGGUGGUUCAGUCCUGCAAUGGUAUUGAGCGGUCAUGGCGCAAGUGUCCGGAUUUGCCGGAGUGCCACGAGUGCUACCCUCUGGACUGCACGUUCAGCAUGUGGUCGGAAUGGUCCCCCGUGGGUGGGUGCUCUGGCCUGUGCGAGCGGCACAGGCAUCCGGGGCACAACAACGAGUGCGGCAACCCCUGCAGCGGACACACCCGAGAGACGGUCGUGAGACUGGAUGACCCAUUGUGCUAUCCCGCCUCCUGUGUGGAGACAGACCGGGACUGCAUUUGGGGCGCCUGGGAGACUUGGAGCUCCUGCGACCACAUGGACGAGUGCUCUGUGUGCCAGCUUGCCCAACGAUACCGAUCACGCAGGAUCUUGGUGGACGCGAAGGGCGAUGGGCUGCCGUGCAUAGGAGCAUGGAAUGAGACCGAGCCAUGCCAGCCAUCUCAUGCCAUUGACUGCGAGCUCUCCGAAUGGCAAGAGUGGACAACCUGCAGCAAGAGCUGCAACAUGGGCUGGCAGGCCCGCAUGCGCCGCAUCAUCCAGGAGGCGAUGUUCGGCGGAAAGCCCUGUGCGCCGGUCGAGGUCUACGAUCAGGGCUUGGUGAUCCGACAGACGCAGCCAUGCAAUGAGCACGCCUGCGAGGAUCCAGUGCCUUGCGUACUCUCGGACUGGAGCAAUUGGGAAGGGUGUAGUCGCGCGAGUCCCUACCAGAAGUUCCGAUUCCGAGAUGUGUUGCAGACAGAGAUGAAUGGCGGCAAAGCUUGUGACGUGAGCCUGAACCAGACUGCUGGCUGCCCGGAGCCUCCGGAUGACAAGCCCAAGCCGCCCUGCCGCUUUGGCAACUGGGACGACUGGAGCCAUUGCUCCGCCACCUGCGGAGGGCAGACCCACCGGUCCAGGACCAUCACCGACGACGGCAACUGCGUGCUGCCGGGCCAAGCGAGCCGCACAGGCGCUGUGCUGAAGGAAACCGCCGCGUGUGGUCACCGGGAGUGCUCGCAUGGUAGCUGCCGCCUGUCUGAGUGGACGGAGUGGACCAAGUGUACCUCGGACUGCGGCGUGGGGGCGACGUGGCGUUCACGGAAGAUCCUGGAGAUCGGAGACACGCUGGGCUGCAACACCGCCCUAGAGGAGGUGAAGGCCUGCGAAGAGAGGCAGUGCGAGGGCAUCGACUGCGUCUGGGGCCUGUGGGAGGAGUGGGGUGCUUGCACCUGCACCUGCGGUGGUGGAAUCAAGCGCCGGAAUCGCAUCAUUGCGGUCUCUCCGCGCAAUGGGGGGCGACUCUGUGAGCCGAAGGAUAAGUACGAGGUGCUGCCCUGCAACACCCAGAGCUGUGACGAGUGCGUGGACGGCAUGUGGAGCGAAUGGGGCGCCUGGGGGAAGUGCUCUGGCGACUGCUACCCCGCCUACAGGGUGCGGCACCGCAACGUGGCGCAGCACCCCAACAGCUGCGGCAAGCCGGCCAUAGGUCUGGAGGAUGACUAUGAGAUGUGUCAAGGACUGGCCCACUGCGAACACGACGUGGAUUGCCAUUUGUCCACCUGGGGCUCUUGGUCGGACUGCAGCUGCAAGUGCUUCGGCGUGCAGGAGCGACAGCGCAACGUGGCCCAGUUCGCGAGGGGCAAUGGCAAGUCCUGCCCCACCAUGUCCUUGAAAGAGGUGCGCCCCUGCAACCCCGGGCUGGGUGAGACUCCGCCCUACCACUGCCAACCGGACAACCCGAAGCCCUGUGUCUUCUGCAGCUGGGAGCAGUGGACGGAGUGCAGCAAGACCUGUGGCGGCGGUCACCGCAGCCGAGUGCGACACAUCCUGAGCCCGGCAGAGAACGGCGGUGCGGCCUGCGAGGACGCCCUCUCGAUGAUGGAGCCCUGCAACGAUGAGCCGUGCGACCACGAGGUGUGCUUGGACUGCGUUUGGGAGGCCUGGUCCCAGUGGGGCGCCUGCACUCAGUGCGGCAAUCAACGCUUCCGGCACCGCAACAUCGCGAAGGUGCCGAACCACUGUGGCAAGCCAUGCGACUCGAAGGCUGCCAAGGAGCUGGGCGAGUGCGAGAGCGCCUCGGAGGAUUCUGUUGGAUCUGGGCCCAGCGAUCCUUUGGGCUUUGGAGUUGCUGCAGUGACGUUUGGCCCCGGCGCUUUCAACACAGUGAAUGCGGUGGCUGGUGCGUAUGACGCGCGGGUCCCUAUGCUCUUAGUGUCCGGUGCCCCACCUACAGCAGAGUAUCAGUCCGGGAAGAAGCUGCAAUUGCAUCAUUCCGUUGGAGGCGACUUGAGUGCGACACUUCGAGUGUUUACGCCAAUUACGGCUGCAGUGGCUCGCAUAGAUUCUGCAGAGGAGGCCGUGGCGACCAUCGACCGGCUGCUGCAGGUUGCUUUGGACGAGAAGAAGCCAGUGUAUCUGGAGAUGCCCUAUGACAUGCAAAAGGCCACAAUUCCGAUGCCUGCGCCCUUCAACUACCAGCCCCCUUGCGGAGACCAGCACGUGCUUCGUCAGGUGGUGGAUCAAGUUGCUGCGGCGGUGAACAAGGCCGAGAAGGAGCAACCUUCUCUUUGCAACGACGUUUGCCCAGAAAGCCGGCUACUUGGAACACCUUCCCCCAACUGCGUGGGCUGCUACCAGGGCGCCACUUCUCCCGAAGUCCUCGAUGCCACCGAAGGUGCCGACAUACUCCUCACCAUUGGCAUGCCCCGAGCGGAGUUCGAUCUUCUUGGAAGCACUGGAAUCAAAGAGGAGUGCGUGAUUGAGCUGGGCCACGACUCAGUCAAUUUGCAGGGUACUGUGGUGCAGGGCGUUUACUUGCGACAGCUGCUGCCUUGUCUUGCUGCUCAGAUCACCCCACGUGCAACAUGCGAGGUGGAGGAUGCAUUUGCUUUCAGCUACACCAGGCCACCCGCCAACCCCGAGCAGAAGCCCCUGACCAUGGACUUCAUGUACCACCAGCUUGCGCACUUUGUGCAAGAGGGCGACAUCGUUGCGGGCAACACCGGUGGCUAUGUCAGCAUGUCAAGAAUGCGCCUGAAAAGGGGCACUGUGACAGCAGGACCUGGGAAUUGGGCGUCUUUGGGCAGUGCGUUCCCAAUCUCGAUAGGUAUGGCCUUUGCGGCGCCUGAGCGUCGUGUUGUAUGUCUUGACGGAGAUGGUUCGUUCCAAAUGACAGGCAUGGAGCUGGGCACUUUGCUGCGGCACAACCUGCGCUUCAUGCUUAUCAUCCUGAACAAUGCGGGGUACACCGCCGAGCGGGUCAUCCACCCGGAGCGGGAGGACUCCUACAACGACAUCCAGGUUUGGAACUACCACCUGCUGCCGGAGGCCUUGGGGGCCAGCAAAGGCAUGGGCGUAGACGUCUCCACCGAGACCCAACUCUGCGAGGCGCUGGAUUCAUACCAGGGCGAUGGGCCCCGUGUGCUGAAUGCCAGGUUGGACAAGCUGGAUGUGCCAGAGUUCUUUCAGAAGAUGGGCGACAUGCUGCGCCACUAA
Molecule: messenger RNA, 5736 nt
Organism: Effrenium voratum
Lineage: Eukaryota; Dinophyceae; Suessiales; Symbiodiniaceae
Source: the annotation of a GenBank genome assembly